AUGAUAAAGAAACUGCGUUCAGGUGAUUUGCUAAUUCAGGUCACUUCUGAAACUCAGGCUACCACAUUGUCAAAAUGCACAAAAAUUUGCUCCUUUGAGGUCACCGUUAUGCCACACAAGUCUCUUAACACUUCUUGGGGUGUUAUAUCAGAAUUCGAACUUCUGAAUGAUGCCGAGGACAUGAUAAAAGAAAGUCUGCAAGAUCAGCAUGUUGUAGAGGUCCGCAGGAUAAGGAUUCGCAGGGAUGAGAAACUCAUACCCACGAAACAUCUUAUCCUCACGUUUGACACUCCAACGUUACCACCUGAUGUCAAAAUCCCAUGGUUUAACUGUCCUGUCCGACCCUAUGUUCCAAACCCCUUGAGGUGCUUUCAGUGCCAAAGGUUUGGACAUUCAAAAGCAUCCUGUCGAGGUACAUCUGUUUGUGUUCGCUGCUCUUCUCCCGGCCACUCGGAUACUUAUUGCGAGUUAUCGCUCCAUUGCAUUAACUGCAAGGGUGACCAUGCGGCUUAUUCCAGGAAUUGUCCAAGAUGGUCGCGGGAGAAAGAAAUACAAUCUGUUAAAGUCUCACAAAAUCUGACGUUUCAGGAAGCUCACCGGAUAGUUUCUGCCCGUACUCCCCGUCCGGGUACGUCCUAUUCUAUGGCAGCUAAGAUUUCCUAUUGUACAGUUAGUACGCAAACAGAUACCUCAACAUCAUUUACCUCACAACAAACAAAACAGAAGUCGCAAUUUAAUUUCACUGGACCAUCCACUUCUCGCAGACCUGUAUCAAAAUCUCCUCCCCCCAAAACCUCUCGUACCUUAUCCCCAGAAAAGUCUCGGCCUGCCCUUAAGCAGCGUUCGAGCAUAAAACUUCCACCUAGCCUGAAACCUGGCUUAACAAAAAAGAAAAAAGACCCAAAAUUCUCAUUUCAGUCCGCUUCUGAUGCUUUACAGAAGAUGGACGAUUCUGUAACUUUACAUCCAUCGGAUGAUGAAUCCAUUUUCGAUGAUUCAUCGAUGGACGUCUCUUUGAAACCAAAACCUAAAAUAAAGUGA
Molecule: messenger RNA, 1041 nt
Organism: Parasteatoda tepidariorum (common house spider)
Lineage: Eukaryota; Metazoa; Arthropoda; Arachnida; Araneae; Theridiidae
Source: RefSeq, a predicted model, not a curated record